AGGAGAGGAGUGGCAACCCAGGUCCCUUGGGUGCUGGAGGGCAGGGAUGGGGGUAUUUAUUCUUGUCCGUCCCUCCCCGCUGCUGUCCGUCCAUCUGUCUGCUGCCACGGUAGGGUUCAUUCUCCUCCUCCUUUUCAACAGCCCCCCCCUUGCCCUGUCUCCCAACCUGGGCUCCCCAACCCGGAGUCCUGUUCCCCCCCCCCCUCCCCCUGACCUUCUGGCACCCCCCCAGAUUACCCUGGAAGCCCCCAGCUACCCUCCUAAGACCUCCACCCCCAACUCAGGGACCUGCUGCCCUGAACCCUGAUAGACCCCGACUGCCAUUGGCCACCCCGAGGGAGCCUGAGCAGAUCGUGGCCCCCAUCGGCUGCCCCAUCUCGAGGCCCACCGGAUCCCGGCUGCCAUGUCCGCCCCCCCCUUUGCCAUCAACCACCGCCUGUGCCUGGUGGUCUACGCCAGCGCCUUCACCCUGGGGCUGCCCCUCAACCUGGUGGCCCUGGUGGCCCUGGGGGUGGCAGCGCGGCACCGGCAUCUGCUGCCUGCUGAUGUCCUCCUCCUCAACCUGACCGUGGCCGACCUGGCACUGGUGGCCUCCCUGCCUGUCCGCAUGGCUGAGGCUGCCUGGGAGGCCACCUGGAAGUUGCCACCGGCCCUCUGCCCGCUCUUUGUCUUCCUCUUCUUCACCAGCAUCUACCUCACCACCCUCUCCCUCACUGCCCUCAGUGUCGACCGCUACCUCAGCGCUGCCUUCCCUGUCCAGUACCGCCAGCGCCGGCGUGUGGCCCACGCUGCCGUGGCUGCUGCUGGCUCCUGGGCAGCUGCCUUGGGCCACUGCAGCGUGGUCUACGUGGCUCAGCCUGGCCCAGCGGGCAAUGGCACGGCCUGCUACACCCGCUUCGCUGGCCCGCAGCUGGCCACCUUGCUGGCCCUCCGCCUGGAGAUCUUCCUGGUGCUCUUCUGCCUGCCCCUGGCCAUCACCGCCUUCUGCUACAGCCGUCUGGUCUGCAUUGUGGCUGCCCUCCCCACCGCUGCCCUGGGCAGGAAGCGGCGGGUGGUGGCCCUGGCAGCUGCCACCACAGCAGCCUUCGUCCUCUGCUUUGCCCCCUUCAACGUCUCUCACGUGGUGGGGUACCUGCGGCGGGAGAACCCGCCCUGGAGGGCCUACGCCGUGCUGCUCACCACCCUCAAUGCCUGCCUCGACCCCCUCAUCUUCUGCUUCUCCUCUGCUGCCCUGCGACGGGGCCUCCGGCAAGUCUGGGAUGCGAUGGGGCUCGGUUGGCUCCGGGCCAGGUGCCGGGCACCCUCUGAGAGAAGUGGGGAUAUGGCUGGGGGGUCUGGAGGCGAGGCGUUGGGCUUGUUGGCGUGUCUGGGGGUCGGUGGCACUGAGCUGGAGGCAUCUCAGCAGGCUUCAGGCCUAAGAGAGCCCCAAGGCAGGGCUUUGGAGGCUUGGGGCAGCCAUGGGGGUCCCCAGACAUCUGGGGAUGGUCUUGGGGGAGACAAGGAGCAAAGCCAGGCUGGAGCUUCUGGGGUGGCUGCGGAUCCUUGGGCUGGGCUCUGUGACCUGGGUUGAGUCAGCCCCUUCCACCCUUCCCCCUUCCCUUGCCUUCACCCCCUCCCCCCCCCCAGGGUUCAGGGCUGUGGGGGGUUGUGUGUGUGGUGGAAGGGGCACGGAUGCCUGAGUCCUCUCCUGGUUCCAGGAGAGCCAAGUGGGUGAAGGUACGGGAUGGGGUGGGAACCUGGGCGCCUGCAUCCUCUCCAGGCUCCAGGAGAGCCAAGUGGGUGAAAGGAGGCUGGGGGGGGUGGGGAGUGUGUGGAACCAUGGUUUCCUCCGUGCUUCCUCCACUCCCAGGAAGCUUCCGGGGGCUCUCCACGUGCCCUGGGGCUGGGAUGGGCAGGUGCCCCCUCCCCGUUAUCAGGGCAGCGCCUGGGGACUUCCCCGCUGCUGUCCCAGAUGGCCAGGCAGGACCCUAACCCUAACCCUAACCCUAACCCUAACCC
Messenger RNA from Cygnus olor (mute swan), 1998 nucleotides. Its product is annotated as free fatty acid receptor 3-like. The record is from RefSeq and is a predicted model, not a curated record. Gene Ontology annotation, cellular component: plasma membrane. Bases 404 to 1570 code for a protein of 388 amino acids. NCBI's taxonomy places the organism in Eukaryota, Metazoa, Chordata, Aves, Anseriformes, Anatidae. The transcript has a single exon. Gene Ontology annotation, biological process: cellular response to fatty acid; G protein-coupled receptor signaling pathway. Gene Ontology annotation, molecular function: G protein-coupled receptor activity.